Molecule: messenger RNA, 4465 nt
Organism: Caenorhabditis sp. 36 PRJEB53466
Lineage: Eukaryota; Metazoa; Nematoda; Chromadorea; Rhabditida; Rhabditidae
Source: the annotation of a GenBank genome assembly
AUGUUGUCGUUGAAAGGAUCCGUUCCACUGCCGUACUCUAUUGAAUACGCGAAAUCCGGACGAUCAAAGUGCAAAAAGUGCAAAAAAUGUAUUGCAGAGGUGAGGAAUUUAUCUAGAAAAAAUUUAGCGCAUUUUUUCAAACCCCUAUGUUGCAGGGCACUCUGCGAAUGGCAGUUUGUGAGCCGUCCAGCUAUUUCGACGGAAACGUCGAUAAUUGGUACCAUUUCCCCUGUUUUUGGAGAUAUCUAAACCCGAAAAGGGACGAGAUAAACUUGCGAUCGAUUCGAAAUGUCGAAGGUCUUCGAUGGGAAGACCAGGUAACUGUUUUAAAAACUUUUUCGACUUGUUCAUUUUGUCAUUCCAGGAAGCUCUCCGCGAGAGGAUCGCCAAUUUCAAGGCGCCGCGUGCGGAUUCCGAGCUCGACUCCUCGUUUUCGGGUCGUUUGUGUCGUCUGCCGAUGGUGAAAACGGACAUAUCGAUCACGAAUCGCGGGAAAUGUCAGAGAUGCGGAAAGAAUUUCGAGAAGGGCGAGACGAAGAUGAGCGAAAAAGGGCCUGGACAGUGGGCCCACGCCGCCUGUCUGUUCGCUGCCUACGACCGAUUCCAUGGCCAGUUGGAGGAGAUUCCCGGAUGGGAAAACAUUGAGGCGGAGGAGAGGAUCCGCAUUGCCGGCGAGUUCUCGAAGAUUCCCGACGAGAAACGCACGAGGGAAAAAAUCGAGGUGGAAGAGGUGGAAGAGGUGGAAGCCGAGGAAAAACUAGAAAAACCCAGAAAAAGUGCGGAAAACACGACGAUCAAAAGAGCGGCUUGUGUGGAUUUGGAGGAGGAAGACGAGGAGGAGGCCGAGAAACGACGCAAAAUUGGAAAAGAGGCCAAGUUGGCGGCGUUGAGGCAGCAAAGAAUGAAGGUUGGACGGGUUUCUGGCGAUUUUCUGUGUUCAAACAAUUCGAAUUUACAGAGACAAGUGGACCGUCUGUGGGAAUAUCGUCAAAUAUUCGAGACGAUGACGAAUUCCGACAAAAAGGUGAUUCUGAAGGAGAACGAUCAGGACAUUCCCGAAGGACACGACACCACCGCUUUGGUACGCGUGCGAGCUUUGAUGAAAAUGAGAACAUUUUCCGAUUUUCAGUUGAUAGACCGUCUGGUGGACAACGCGCUGUUCGGCUGUCCGAUCGGGUGUUCCCAGUGCGCGGACGGCAAGAUCGUCUACAACUCGACGCGUCGCACGUACGUCUGCACCGGAUACGCGACCGAGUACUCCAAGUGCACCUACGAGGACCGCAAUCCGGUGCGCACGCCGUUCCACCUGCCCGACUCGAUCCGAAAAAUGUACCGCAUGUCCGAGUGGACAUUCAACGAUAUGUUCGAGCGGCUGUACCUCGAGGAGGAGCAGCUCGGCGAGCACGUCGUCGUGCGCGAGAAGAAACAUGCCAAUCCCGGCGACGGGGAUUUCAUCUACGCGGCCGAGGCGUUCGACGCCAACUGCCGUGUGCCCGUGAAGAUUGGCGACGUGCUGCCCGGCACCAGCACUCAUAUCAUCAAAAAUGGAACGGUCGUGGAUGCGAAGUGCCCGUACGCGGACAGAUGUCACGUGCUCAAAGAAGAGCCCGACGGAGCACUCUUCCAGGCGACUCUCAGCUUCACCGAUGUCACCCAGAACAAGAACUCGUAUUAUAAGAUUCAGUUGUUGAAGGAGGAUUGUAAAGAGUACGUUGCGGAGAAAGUCGCUGCAUUUCCUAAAAUAAAGCGCUCCUUCCGAAAAACGACUUUUUUUGCAGCAUCUACUACGUGUUUCGCUCGUGGGGCCGCGUGGGCACGGACGUCGGCGACACGCGGACAGAGUGCUUCAUUCGCGAGGAUGCGAUCAAGAACUUCGAGAAGGUCUUCUUCGAAAAGACGAAAAACGAGUGGAAGUACCGGAAACAUUUUCGCAAAAUGCCCGGAAUGUUCAGUUUCGUCGAGACUGACUUCUCCGAAUUUGUACGUUUUGCGAACAAUUUUAACUGAUUUCAAUGGAAUAAUCUCGCAGGAAGAGCUGAAAAACACGGACGUGCUGCCGGGAUCGCGGACGCGUCUUCCGCAAUCGGUCAAAGAGAUUAUGAUGUCGAUUUUUGACGUGGAAAACAUGAAGUCGGCGCUGAAAUCGUUCGAAAUGGACGUCAACAAGAUGCCAUUGGGCCGUCUGAGCCGCAAACAGAUUUUGCGGGCGUUCGGCGUGCUCACAGAGCUCGGAGAGCUGCUCGCCGAGUUUCCGGUCAACGCGGCCAAGAUUGUGGACGCGACGAACAAGUUCUACACGAUCAUCCCGCACAAUUUCGGAAUGAAAGUGCCCGAGCAGAUUGACAGCCUUCAUAAGGUCAAGGUGAGCGCUUUCUUUCUAUUUUCCAACUUGCAUAACGAAAAUUGAAUUCCAGGAGAAGAACAACAUGCUGAACGCGCUUCUCGACAUAAAAUACGCGUACGAUCAGAUUUGCGGCGGCGAGGAUCCGAAGGGCGGCCUGGUGGGCAGAGAUCCGGUCGACACGAACUACGAGAAGCUCAAGUGCACACUGGCGGUACUUUUCAAACCCGAAAAUCGCUUUUUUCCCCAGAUAUUUUUCGAAUUUGUAAUAAAAAAACCAAUUUGCAGCCACUGGAACGGAGCUCGACGGACUGGAAGCACAUCGAGGAGUACAUGAACAAUACGAGAGGAUCGACGCACGAUGUCGACGUCGAACUCAUCGAUGUGAGCGUAUUCCGGAGAUUUCGACACUGCAGAAAUGUCCCUUGACGUUGUUCCGUAUCAACCCCCAAAAGCACAGAUUUUUACGAUUUCUACUCGAUUUUUCUCGAGUCGAUCCGUUGUUCGCUCACGUGGCGUGGGUGCGGAUCACAACACAUCAAGCGUUUCGAUCUUUGGCGAUCAGUAGUAGGGCUCCUUGCCGGAUGGAGACUUCCUCUCUGAGCGAGUCACUCCAUCUCAUCGGCGGUCUUCCGGGAUCCACUCUCAUCGUGGUCCACACCUGUUGUCCGUCUUGCGCAUUAUGUGUUCAGCCCAUCCCAGCGUUCUUCUUUUCUUGAUGUGGAGUAGGGGGUCGCUGACUUUGGAUAGAUUUCUCGGUGCAUUUUGUGCAGUGUCUAAUUUUUUGAGUGAAUCUGUACAACUUCUUUUCAGAUUCUGCGUGUGGAUCGUGAAAGCGAGGCGGCGAAGUUCAAACGUGGCCUGGCGAAUCGGAUGCUGUUGUGGCACGGCUCCGGAAAGAUGAACUUUGCGGGCAUCCUCGGUCAGGGCCUCCGAAUUGCACCGCCCGAGGCACCCGUCUCGGGCUACAUGUUCGGAAAGGGCGUCUAUUUCGCCGACAUGUUCACCAAGAGCUUCUUCUAUUGUCGGGUACGAAUAUUUGGCCGUCGAUUUUUUGAACGCAUUCCAAUUUCCCAAUAUUUGCAGGCGUCGCAUCGAGACGAGGCGUACCUGCUGCUGUGUGACGUGGCACUCGGCGAAGUGUGUCCUCUGAUGGCCGCCACAACGAUGUCGGCGAAGACGUUGCCGAAAGGAACCGCCUCUGUCAAAGGUUUGUGCGCGGAAGAGCGUUUUUCAAUGUUAUUAAUGCAGAAAUUUAAAAAAUUGCAGGACUGAGCAAAAGGCCGGGACUUUUGACGCACUUGCAUUGAUCCGAUCGGGCCCAAACUUUGCAGGCUUCUUGGACUUGGAUUCAAGUAUAUUGGGUCCAAGUUUCAAAUGGAUCGGAUCAUCUGGCCCCGAGAUAUACUCGUUUGAGGCCGCAGAGGCCACAGCUUUCGCAUAAACUCGGCCUUUUCGGCCUCAAACGAGUAUAUCUCGGGACCAGAUGAUCCGAUCCAUCUGAAACUAGGGCCCAACAUACUCCAAUCCAAUUCCACGAAUCCUGCAAAGUUUGGGACCAAUCGGAUCAUUGCAAGUGGGUCAAAAGUCCAGGCCUUCGAAAAGGCUGCGCCGAAAUUUGGCCAGCCCUGAAAAAUUGUGACAUUUUUUGCAAAAUCAAUUUUUUAGGACUCGGCCGCGAAAGCCCGGACCCGACGGGCAAUUUUUCGCAUUCGGACGGAUACGUGAUUCCGAAAGGACACAAAAUCAUCAAUUUCGACGGAAGACAGUACACGGACUAUCAUCUCCUGUACAACGAGUACGUUAUUAAAGAAGGCGUCCGGAGAGGAUAAUUUUGAAAAACACUCUGACACUGCAGAAAUGUACCUUGACGGUGUUCCGUUUCAACCCCUAAACCACAGAUUUUUACGAUUUCUCCUCGUCUUUUUCAGCAGCAAACUGCUGUUUAUCGAUUUUUUUCAGUUUUCCGAAAAAAACAUGUUUUCUCCAGAAAACAUGAUGAACAGCAAUUUACUUUUGAUCCUAAUAUUGAUAAUUUGCAGAUACAUUGUGUACGACGUGGAUCAAAUUCAGCUCAAGUAUCUGGUGCGCGUCAAGUUGCUCAAUCACGCCUGUCAUCGUUAG